GACUCGGGUGGGUAUCCGAAUACAACCGACGGAACACAUUCUACGUACUCGACACACAAUUCCAUCCCUGUCGUCGUUUCUCAACUUUGCGUAUCAGAAGACUUCAUUUUCUUCUGCAUUUCUCCGUUAAAGAAAAAGCAAGAACAAAAUUAAAUUUACUAUUUUGAAAUCUGGGCAUGUUCCACGAGCCUAUCUUACAGGACUAAAGAGUGAGUGAUGGAGGAAUUGGCAGGGGCGUUUGGCACCAGCGCCAGCUUGGCUCUUCGUUUGGGUCAAACCGUUUUCUCUUCUUCUUCCCUUCUCUUCAUGUGUUUGGACGUUGGUUUCUACUCUUACACUGCUUUCUGCUAUUUGGUAACAGUCAUGGGUUUGGUAAUUCCAUGGAACAUAACAUUGUUGGUGGUGGAUGCUUACUCUGUCUUCAUACAGUAUUUACCGAUUCAACGAAGGCUCAUAAUGAUAAUCUUUUUUGGAGACAUGAUUUUGUCAUAUCUGUCACUAGCUGCAGCAUGUUCUACAGCCAGUAUCGCAGAUCUUCUGCUAGAAGCUGGAGGAUCACAUUGCCCACCAAAGUUAUGUGGUAGAUAUCAAUUGUCUGCUGCUAUGGCCUUCUUGUCUUGGUUUCUUUCAUUUGUUUCCUUUCUUUUCAAUUUUUGGCUAUUCUCUUCCCUGUAAAAUAUUUUGCUCCCUGUUGAUGUGUAGAUAAAUGAAAAGGGUGCAAAUGACAAAGUCAUUUGCUCUUGGGCAUGCAUAUUUUUUGUUCUCUUGAAAAUAAAAUUUUCAUGACUACUGUGAUUAGUCAAUACUCAACAAUGUAAUAGUUGCUCUUUCAAUGCAAGGGAAAUAUGGAAGGUUUAUUUCUUGGCUCUCAA
Glycine soja is the source of this 872-nucleotide messenger RNA. Its product is annotated as CASP-like protein ARALYDRAFT_485429. The coding region runs from base 217 to 675 and encodes 152 amino acids. Gene Ontology annotation, cellular component: membrane. The transcript is spliced from 4 exons. NCBI's taxonomy places the organism in Eukaryota, Viridiplantae, Streptophyta, Magnoliopsida, Fabales, Fabaceae. The record is from RefSeq and is a predicted model, not a curated record.